Molecule: messenger RNA, 3114 nt
Organism: Nicotiana tabacum (common tobacco)
Lineage: Eukaryota; Viridiplantae; Streptophyta; Magnoliopsida; Solanales; Solanaceae
Biological process (GO): proteolysis; DNA integration
Molecular function (GO): nucleic acid binding; aspartic-type endopeptidase activity
Source: RefSeq, a predicted model, not a curated record
AUGCUGAUAAGGAAUCCUAACUUGGAUGAGUCACACUUCAUAUCCAGUUUCAUUGGGGCUCUGAAGGAAGAGAUUAGGUUUGGGGUGAAGCUAUUUAAACCUACAACUCUACGAUUUGCUGUGGAACAAGCUAGGUUGCAGGAUAAGGCCAUAGAAGCUUCUCUCAAGCGUACUAAAGUAGUAAUCAAAACCUCUUUAAUAACUGGCAACCCUAGUAGUACCAAAGCUCCUGUUGCAACUACAGUUAAGCCAGAUUCAUUUAGGCUUAGUCCUAAGGUAUAUGAGUAUAGGAAGAGUAACUAUUUGUGUUACAAAUGUGGUAAGAAGUAUACUCAAGGCCAUCAAUGCAAGAAGAAGCAACUGAAUAACAUGAUAGGGACAAGAAAAGUUCCUACUAAAACUGGUGAGAUAAAGGAAGAACAAAGCUCUGCAGGGUUGAUCAUUGAAGGAGAAGUGGAACAAGAGGUCAUAGAGGCAGUAUGUUUGAAUGGCCUAUCAGGUGCUAACAAAGGAGUCAAUACCAUACUGGUGUGGGGUACCAUAGGGAACAGGAAACUAACAGUGUUGAUUGAUUCUGGGAGUACUCACAGUUUCAUUGAUGCCACCACAGUUAAGAAGUCAGGGUACCAAGCCCAACCCUUUCCACCAGUGAUAGUGAUAGUAGUUGAUGGAAACUAUGUUAUGUGCACUUCGAUUUGUACGAGUUAUCAGUGGAAAAUGCAAAGCAGACCCUUCCAAGAGAACUUACUGAUUAUUCUACUUGGGGGUUGUGACAUGGUGAUGGGAAAUGACUGGAUGAAGAAGCAUAAUCCAACCAAAUUCGACCAUGAGAAGAUGUGUGCUACCAUUAGUAAGAAGGGCAACAAGCUAAUAUUGCAGGGCAUUACUGAGGAAGGGAAGUUGACUAUGAUCACCAGUGGAGCAAUGGGCAAAAUGCUAAGAAAAGGUCAGGCUCUGAUAACUCACCUAUUCAUGAUGAGUGCUGUUAAAGCAGAAGAGCAAGACCCAAUUGGAGAGGCUAUUGAGGAGAUACAACUAUUACCAGAAGAGGAAUUAGAAAGACAAGUCAAGGAGAUGCUUACUAAUGGCACCAUACAGCAUAGUCAAUCACCCUUCUCUUUACCAGCCUUACUUGUCAAGAAGAAAGAUGGAACUUGGAGGUUUUGUGUAGACUAUAGAGGACUGAAUGACAUUACAAUAAAGGAUAAAUACCAAAUAUCCACUGUGGAUGAUCUAUUGGAUCAGCUGAGUGGGUCUGUGAUGUUUUCCAAAGUAGAUUUGAGGGCCGGUUACCAUCAGAUUAGAAUGAAGGUGGACGAUGUGUACAAGACAGCAUUCAGAACUCACAUGGGCCACUAUGAGUUCAAGGUGAUGCCAUUUGGGCUAACAAAUGCCCCAGCCACCUUCCAAGCCUUGAUGAACCAGUCCAAAGUUGAAUAUUUGGGGCAUAUUAUAACUGUAAAAGGAGUAUCAACUGAUCCUUCCAAAAUCAAGGCCAUGGUUGAGUGGCCUAAGCCCAACUCCGUGAGAGCUUUGAGGGGAUUCUUGGGAUUGAUGGGGUAUUAUAGGAAGUAUGUUGCCAAAUAUGGCAUCAUUUGUAGACCGUCGACUGACUUAUUAAGAAAGGAAGCCUUUAAGUGGAAUGAGGAAGCAGACUUAGCCUUUGAAAAGUUGAAAAGAGCUAUGACUUCUACACCUGAAGGUAGACCAAUAGCUUACUUUAGCAAGGUCUUGGCUCCAAGACACAGAGGUAAAUCCAUCUAUGAAAAGGAGUAUCUGGCUCUGCUGAAUGCAGUGGAAAAGUGGAGACAUUAUUUACAGUACAAAUAUUUUGUGGUGAGAACUGACCAUCACAGCUUGAAAUACCUCCUAGAACAAAGGGUGACUACUGCUAUACAGCAAAAGGGACUGACCAAAUUGCUUGGAUUAGACUAUGAGGUGCAGUAUAAGAAGGGAGCUGAAAAUAGGGUAGCUUAUUCCCUUUCUAGACAACAGGAAGAUUCAGAAGUUCAAAGGAACCAACUCCAAGGAGCAUUGCAGUCCAUCAGUAUAUCAGUUCUUCUAUGGGUUCAAGAAAUAACACACAGCUAUGAAGGGGACCCUAAAGCUACAGAAAUCAUUAGCCAAAUGGUUGUAACUCAACAAGGACCCAGCAUAUGGCACUACACUGCCAACAUACUCAGGAAGAAAGGGAAAAUUUAUAUUGGUGCCAAUGGUGGGCUCAGAACUCAGUUGAUAUCCACCUUUUAUGAUUCUCCUAGCAAAGAUGAUCACAUGGCCUACCCUGGGUUGUUGCAGCCCCUACCAAUCCCUAACCAGGCUUGGAGCCACAUCAGUAUGGACUUCAUAGAAGGGUUACCCAAAUCCAAGAACAAAGAAGUUAUCCUUGUAGUGGUUGAUAGAUUGACAAAGUAUGCACACUUCAUAGCACUUACUCAUCCUUACACAGCAGUAUUUGUAGUUGAGGUGUUUUGGAAGAAAAUACAUUGCUUACAUGGUAUUCCAGAGUCUAUAGUGAUAGACAGAGAUAAGUUGUCAUUGGGCCCCUUAUUGGAGACUGUGAUACCAGCUGCUGAAGAUACAGUGACGCAUAGACAACAGAUGCAACAGCUGUUAAAGGACAACCUCACUAAAGCACAAGAGAUGAUGAAAUACUAUGCUGACAAAAGGAGAACAAAUAGGGAGUUUCAAGUUGGGGAUUUGGUCUAUUUGAAAUUGCAACCUUAUAGACAAACAUCUCUAGCAUUGAGAAGAAACUUGAAGCUGAGCUCUAAGUACUAUGGACCCUACAAGAUCCUGGCAAGAAUUGGCAAAGUGUCUUACAAACUUGAUCUUCCUCCUGAAUCUAAGGUCCACCCUGUGUUUCAUGUAUCUUUGCUCAAGAAGAAGGUGGGCGAUAGAGUAGUAGUGCAGACCACACUACCACUCACUGGCGAGGAUGGUAAGUUCCUGGUGAAACCAGUGGCAAUCUUGCAGAGGCAGCUUAUUAAGAGGGACAACUCUGUCGUGGUAAGGGUACUGGGGCAGUGGUCAAAUCUCCCUCCAGAAGAUGCCACUUGGGAGGACUAUCAAUACAUCAAGGCAAGGUUUCCAGAAUUUAAUUCCAAUCCUUGA